AUGGAAUAUACGGAGGACACAAAAUACACCCAACAAGACACCACCUCUUUCAGUUAUCGAAAACGUAUCAAGCCCAAGCGAAAGACCCAUAUCAUCGGUAUCAACACGGAUGAGGUUGACCAGGAGAUCUUCUCCAGCAUUGAAGCUGCACAAAGUAAACUAGAGGCGUCGAACACUGAGGCAGCCAGACUUGAGCAGCAGAUCAAAGACAUUAUCAAACAACAGAAGGACCUAGAGGGCGACAUUGCUGACCUGGAGAGGGAGAAUGAAAGAUUGCUACGAGGCAGAAGGAAGACUUCUCCAAGAGCUGACGCUACAGCACACUCCUUCACCUCAACCGUUUCUGGUCAGAAAUCAAACGCAGAACCCAAGACUGCGAGAUGCCAUUACGAAGACUUGUUUUCAGUCAACAUUGCCGAUCGCAUGAGUCGUUCCCCGCACCGACAAGGAUGGUCUCAGGAUGUGUACGUCGACUUCAAGGACGACGACGCCAAGAGACGCGAGAGAGCUUGGAAGCAGGCGGAAUUUCGAGUUCCCGAUCUUUCAAAUGAGGUUCAUGCACCAGUCGACGCACCUCAUCGACAUCCUCCACCAAACCGACAACAAGUAAACAUCAAAGAACUCAAGGCUCAGAUGGGCCGUAUCAUCAUGGAUAGUUAUGCUCCUCUUCAGAAGAUGGACAAGUCUGGUGUGCCAAAGAAUCAUGACGAAACCCAGCAAACCAACCGAUUAGCUGCAUUGGAAGACGCUUUGAGAAAACACAGAGAAGAUAUGAACGCUGCCAAUAUUAGACUAAGGGCACUUGAAGAAGAGCCCUUCGUCUUGUAUUGCAGACGCACCAGAGAGCCACAGCUAGAGUACUAA
Messenger RNA from Yarrowia lipolytica CLIB122, 864 nucleotides. RefSeq lists its product as uncharacterized. Lineage: Eukaryota; Fungi; Ascomycota; Dipodascomycetes; Dipodascales. The record is from RefSeq and is a predicted model, not a curated record.